GUUUCCCGAGAGAGAGAGAUUUAAGGGAACACACGUUUUCUGUGUAGUCGCCUCCCAAAAACCCUCGUCUCCUCUCACAAUCUCUCUACUUUCUCGACACACCCCUUUUGAUUUCUUCUCGAAAUCUUCUUCAUUUUGAUCUCUCGAUCCAUCCUCAAAGGAUGAGCAACGACAAGGACAACUUCAGUGUCGCCGAUCUCACCGCCGCUCUCAAAGAUGAGGAUCGGGCAGGCCUCGUGAACGCUCUCAAGAGCAAGUUGGAGAAUCUGGCUGGGCAGCAUUCGGAUUUGCUUGAGAAUCUGCAUCCUAAAAUCAGAAGACGUGUCGAGGUCCUCAGGGAGAUACAGGGCCAACAUGAUGAACUGGAGGCCAAAUUCCGUGAGGAGAGAGCUGCCCUAGAAGCCAAGUAUCAGAAAUUAUAUCAGCCUUUGUAUUCUAAGCGUUAUGAGAUUGUGAAUGGAGUUAUUGAAGUUGAGGGGGCUCCAGAGGAUGUGAAGACAGAACAGGGGGAAGAAAAGACCGCAGAAGAGAAAGGAGUCCCAAAUUUCUGGUUGACUGCCCUGAAAAAUAGUGAUGUUAUUUCGGAGGAGAUCACGGAGCGUGAUGAAGGGGCUCUCAAAUAUCUCAAAGAUAUUAAGUGGUGCAGAGUCGAAGAACCAAAGGGAUUCAAACUUGAAUUUUUCUUUGACCCAAAUCCUUACUUCAAAAACACUGUUUUGACAAAGGCAUAUCACAUGAUUGAUGAAGAUGAACCUCUCCUCGAGAAGGCUACUGGGACAGAGAUUGAUUGGUAUCCCGGCAAGUGCUUGACUCAGAAGAUUCUUAAGAAGAAGCCUAAGAAAGGUGCAAAGAAUGCCAAGCCAAUCACCAAAACUGAAGAUUGUGAAAGCUUCUUCAACUUCUUCAAUCCUCCCCAAGUUCCUGAUGAAGAUGAAGACAUUGAUGAGGACAGAGCUGAAGAACUUCAAAAUCUGAUGGAACAGGAUUAUGACAUUGGAUCUACAAUCCGGGACAAGAUUAUCCCCCAUGCUGUCUCAUGGUUUACUGGCGAGGCUAUGCAGGGAGAGGAGUUUGAAAUAGAUGAUGACGAGGAUGAGGAUGAGGACGAUGAUAUUGAAGAGGACGAGGAUGAAGAAGAAGAUGAAGAUGAAGAUGAAGAUGAGGAAGAAGAAGAAACCAAGACCAAAAGAAAGCCAUCAGUUGGCCACAAGAAGGGAGGGAGACCUCAGCUGGGUGAUGGGCAGCAACAGGGCGAGAGACCUCCUGAAUGCAAGCAGCAGUAAGGUACCGAACUAAUGGUUUCCCCCCGAGUCAAAGCCGGGUUGGCAGUUUUGCUUUCGAUUGAAUCGGUCUCGCCAUAGAAUCCCUUGUUUGCUCUUAUAUGAUAUGUCAUCAUGUGUGCUGUCAUAGUUUUUGUGAUUUCACCCAGAGUUUCUUCCUUUGUGUUUGCUUCUUUUGAACUUUAUACAAUGAGAGUAAAGUCUGAUUGGUGUUUUAUCCAUCAUCCUCUUUCCAUUUGUUUCUGGGAUUCCUGCGAGUUUUUUACUUCA
Tarenaya hassleriana is the source of this 1550-nucleotide messenger RNA. RefSeq names its product nucleosome assembly protein 1;3. Gene Ontology annotation, molecular function: chromatin binding; histone binding. Bases 162 to 1283 code for a protein of 373 amino acids. Gene Ontology annotation, biological process: somatic cell DNA recombination; nucleosome assembly. Gene Ontology annotation, cellular component: chromatin; nucleus. NCBI's taxonomy places the organism in Eukaryota, Viridiplantae, Streptophyta, Magnoliopsida, Brassicales, Cleomaceae. The record is from RefSeq and is a predicted model, not a curated record. The transcript is spliced from 12 exons.